CGCAGCCUUGCCAAGUGGAAGGCGGCCCGCUGAACAAUUGGGCAGGACCCAGACGACAAGGGGUACGAUUAUUUUUAUUUCUUUUGGCCCACGAUUACGUAGCACCUAGUGAGAUGACGACGCUGCCAUAGGAAUUGUGCGGGAGAGCCCAGUCGGCGCAGAACGACAGCUUGCGGAAAGCGACAUAUCACUCGAUAUCUAAUCACACCACCAGCCUUUUGAAGCCCGAAGCCACCGAACCCAUCUGACGCAGCAGCGAGAGAGAUCCCGACCCUCGACAUCUAUGCCCCGCCAGCUCGACAGAGAUGCGAACUGGACGUGCGGCGUCCUAAUGCACUGAACCAUGUUCACCUCGGCGUUUAAGUCGAUUUCCUCGACGAACAUCACCUCCAAUUAUACGAUUUCCCAGACGCUGACAUCGACGGCCGGCCCAUGGAAGAUCUACGACGCCAAGAAGAAGUCGACCGGCAAGGCCUACUCGGUCUUCGUCUUCGACAAGAAGUCGCUGGAUGCGCAUAACAGCGGACUGAGCCGAUCAAGCGCGGCCGCAUUCAAGAAGGUCACGGAGGAGGUAGUAGAACGGCUCCGGAAGGAGGCAUCCUCGCUGGCCAAGCUACGGCACCCGAGCAUACUCGAACUCGUUGAGCCGGUUGAAGACACCAGAGGCGGCGGCCUUCAAUUCGUCACCGAAGCUGUGACAGCCUCGCUCUCCAGCCUGUUGCAGGAGAAGGACGACCAAGAGAGAUCAGGAGGGGUCGGCGGUCGCUCCGGCCGAUAUGUCACCGAGGAGCCAGAUGGCACCCGGCGGAGGAGGGAGCUUGAAAUUGACGAGUUGGAGGUCCAAAAGGGGCUCUUGCAGGUCAGCAAGGCGUUGGAGUUUCUCCACGAGAAUGCUGGACUUGUUCAUGGCAACUUGACGCCGGAUGCGAUUCUCAUCAACGGCAAGUCUGACUGGAAGCUUAGUGGGCUAUCAUUCUGCACGCCCCCUGAGAACUCAUCAAAACCGACGUCUUUCCAGCCCAUAAGCCUGCAUGAGGUUCUGCAUAUAGACCCUCGACUGCCCCAUUUUGUCCAGCUGAACCUCGACUAUACCUCUCCCGACUUCGUCCUCGACAACAACCUAACCACCUCAGCCGACAUGUUCUCCCUGGGUUUGCUCUGCAUCGCCCUCUAUAACUCUCCCCACCGCUCUCCCAUCGCAUGCAACUCGAGCAUAUCUAGUUACAAAAGGCUCUUCCAAUCGUCAUCCUCCAUACCGAGCUCAAGCAACAGCUUCUUAUGCUCUCGCACCUUACCGAGGGAUCUCUCGCACCACGUCUUGCCCCGGCUUAUCACGCGACGACCAGCCCAACGCAUGACUACCAAGGAGUUCCAACAGAGCGAGUAUUUUGACAACAUACUUGUGUCGACGAUUCGAUUCUUGGAUGCGUUCCCUGAAAAGACCCCAAACGAGAAAUCCCAGUUCUUGAGGGGGCUGCUCAAGGUUCUACCAUCCUUUCCCAAGUCGGUCAUGGAGAAGAAAAUCCUUCCGGCUCUCCUCGACGAAAUGAAGGACAGGGAGCUCAUAUCUUUGAUUUUGCACAAUGUGUUCAAGAUUAUCGAGCUCUUACCUUCGGGCAAGAGGGCAUUCGGUGACAGAAUCAGGCCUUCUCUAAAGGAGAUAUUUGUCACGAAUGCAAAACAAGGACAAGAGAGAGACCCGGCGAGAGAUGCCGGCCUCAUGAUAAUCCUCGAGCAGCUUCCCGUAAUCACUAAUAAUUGCUCUGGGAAGGAGUUCAAAGAUGACAUAUUGCCCGUGAUUUUCGUCGCCCUGGAAUCCCCUACCCCCUCCCUAGUGGAUGUUGCUUUAAGGGGGCUCCCAACCAUACUACCAGUGCUAGAUUUUAGCACCAUCAAGAACGAGCUCUUCCCUGUGAUCGCUGCCAUAUUUAGUAAAACAAAUAGCCUGGCAAUCAAGGUCAGGGGGUUGCAGGCAUUUGUAAUCCUCUGCGGGGGAUCAGACGAUGCGGCAGACGAUGACGGCCUUGAUGGCUUGACCCAGGGGAGGAAAAAGACCUCGUCCUCGUCGGCGCUGGACAAAUAUACUAUGCAGGAGAAAAUUGUGCCUCUGGUCAAGGGUAUCAAGACGAAAGAGCCGGCUGUUAUGAUAGCAGGGAUGAAGGUGCUCAGGAUCGUUGGAAAAGCAGCCGAUGUCGAGUUUGUGGCCAUGGAGAUUCUCCCAAUCUUAUGGAGCAUGAGUCUCGGUCCGUUGCUCGACCUCAAGCAAUUCCACACCUUCAUGGGCCUCAUCAAGUCUCUGUCUGCGAGAGUCGAGGAAGAGCAGACCAAGAAGUUGCAGGAACUGACCGGGAAUUCCAACGGCGCAACCGCUCUUCCCAAUGAGGACUUCAUGUCAUUUGGUGCCAUCGCGGGGUCCGCUUUCGAUGCCAACGGCACCACCCAGGACGACUUUGAGAUGCUUGUGAAAGGCAAGUCUAGCACUACAACGAACCCAAUGGACGCCAGCUGGGACGGCAUGGCCUCGCCACCCACCAUCACAUCCCCAGGCUUGAAGUCUGCCAAGUCUACGACCACGCCAGCUUUCGCUUGGUCGACCCCAAGUCCAACAACAUCGGCACCUGCUGCCAGCCAACUCGGGGCAGCGAAAGCUCAACAACCGAGCUUCAGGACCGUGACGCCGGAUCUAGCCCAGUUCGCGGCUCUUGCGCCCUCCACCACCCAGUUCUCCCAGCCCCUUCAGCCCGCGUCAAGUGCUCAGCAGCCGAUCCAGCCAUCGGCGGCGACUCCGCUCGGCUGGGGCAAAUUAUCUUCGGGCACAGCCAAUCCCUGGGCUUCGACAUCCGCUACGCCCACGCCGCCCGCCGCACCCCCCACGACUUCUUUCGGCGGCGGGCUGAGCUCGCCCAUGUCGUCCAUGACGCUGGACCAGCGGCCGGCCAUGGCCCAGCAGCGGGGCUCGUCGUUCUCGCUUCCUCCGCCGCCACCGCCGGGGGGCGGGUCCUCGGGCUUCAGCCUGGCGCCGCCCCCUGGGAUGUCCCAGGGCCAGCAGACGACGAACAACUUGGCGGCGGGCUUCGGUCGUCCGGCCGGUGGGUCCGUGGGCAUGGCGGGUGUGGCGAUGAACAGCGCGGGCAAUGCCGGUGCGAACGGCAUGCGGAAUAUGGGGGGAAUGGCGUCCAUGGCGUCCAUGGCGCAGCAGCAGGCUUCGAGGCAGCAGCAGCAGCAGCAGCAACCCCCGAAGUCGGGGUUGGAUAAGUACGCGAGUCUACUGUAAUUGAUAGAUCGGGCCGGGGGGGGGGGGGUGUACCUAGAUAGCAACUUCCUUUUCAGGGGUUGUGGCCCAUGUGUCCCAGCAAGCAGGGGCACAUAUAGUCUAGAUGUAUGUAAUGAGGACUUUCAGUCGGACUCUUGCACAGAUGAAAGGACCUUCUUCGUAAGGCCGAGAUACUUGGUGGAGUUGCAUGGGAUCCGGAGAGUCCCUCUUUUCCUCCGAUGGCGGCGGUAAUGCGCACUGUCGACUUUGACGGUGAGCUUGACGGGAGUCGGUAGUCUGCCCUGCGUCAGGCAGAGGGAUAUUAAAAUAUCAGGACAGGGUAGGUGUCGCAACGAAGGGGUGUUGCAACAGAUGAGGAAGUCACAUUAAGAAAUGCCGGGACCGAUCAAUCACGGAGACGGGGAAAAUAAUAGUUACAGUACUCGUUGAAUACUCGGACACCUCUAAGCCACCACCCUAUCUUGGUUUAUCU
Phialemonium atrogriseum is the source of this 3746-nucleotide messenger RNA. RefSeq names its product kinase-like domain-containing protein. The transcript is spliced from 3 exons. Lineage: Eukaryota; Fungi; Ascomycota; Sordariomycetes; Cephalothecales; Cephalothecaceae. The record is from RefSeq and is a predicted model, not a curated record. Gene Ontology annotation, biological process: protein phosphorylation. Gene Ontology annotation, molecular function: ATP binding; protein kinase activity. Bases 344 to 3274 code for a protein of 976 amino acids.